Molecule: messenger RNA, 4478 nt
Organism: Lethenteron reissneri (Far Eastern brook lamprey)
Lineage: Eukaryota; Metazoa; Chordata; Hyperoartia; Petromyzontiformes; Petromyzontidae
Product: caldesmon-like
Biological process (GO): muscle contraction
Molecular function (GO): actin binding; myosin binding; calmodulin binding
Source: RefSeq, a predicted model, not a curated record
AUGAUCAGAGGUGGUUCUCAUCGAUAUCGCCCUCUCUCCUUGUGCUGCUGCCCUCUGCUGCCCAUCUGUUUCCUCUUCUGCUGCCCCCUCUCUACUGCUGCCCUUCUCUACUGCUGCCCCCUCUCUCUCUCUACCGCUGCCUCCCCCUCUACUGCUGCCUCCUCUCUACUGCUGCCCCCCCCCCUCUACCGCUGCCCCCUCCUACUGCUGCCCCGCUGCCCCCACAGGCUGACCGCCCAGCGCACGGUGGAGGACGAGGAGGAGGUAGCGCGGGAGCGGCGGCGUCGCGAGCGGGAGGAGCGAUCCCGCUCCAGGCGGGACGGCGACGACGCCGACGACUCGGGGGGAGGAGAAUGUGGAAGAGGAGGAGGUGGAGGCAGCUACAGCGUCGAUGGCGGCGGAGGUCACGGGGCAGCAGCCGUCACUGUGGAGGUGGCGUCGCGAUCCAGAUCCCAGGCCGUGAAGCCUUCGACUCCGAUCGCUGCCGGGGUCAAAGGGCGGAACACCGAUGAAGACGACGACGACGACGAGGGCUUCUCCGAGCGCAGGCGGCGCGAGCGUGAGACGCGCGACGACGGCGCCGGCGAAGAUGUGGCGCCGGCGGGAGGAGCCACCUCCCCCACCUCUUCCACCUCGACGUCGGGCGCCACCCGGGCCGUGGGGCAGCGCGAAGAGCGGAAGAAGGAGGAGCGGGAGAGGGAGGAGAAGGAGGAGAAGGAGGAGGCAGAGAGGAAGAAGAGGAGGGAGAGGGAGAGGAAGGAGAGGGAGGAGCGGGAGAGGGAGGAGCGGGAGAAGGAGGAGGUGGAGAGAAAGAAGCAGAAGGAGAGAAAGGAGAGGGAGGAGAGGGAGGAGCGGGAGAGGGAGGAGAAGGAGGAGGCGGAGAGAAAGAAGAAAAAGGAGAGGAAGCAGAGGGAGAGGGAAGAGCGGGAGAAGGAGGAGGAGAAGGCGGAGGCAGAGAGAAAGAAGCAGAAAGAGAGGAAGGAGAGGGAGGAGAGGGAGGAGCGGGAGAGGGAGGAGAAGGAGGAGGCGGAGAGAAAGAAGCAGAAGGAGAGGGAGCAGAGGGAGAGGGAAGAGCGGGAGAAGGAGGAGAAGGAGGAGGAGGCGGAGGGGAAGAAGCGGAAGGAGAGGAAGGAGUGGGGGGACGAUGCCGAGCACGAGAAGGCCGAGGAGUGGAAAGGGAGAGGGGCCGGUGUGGAGAAGUUCUCGGUGGGCGACGAAGGCCGAGAUGACAAGUUGACAGCCGCAGGUGACUUGCCGCGAGGAGGGACAGGGCAGCGGUCCGCGGGUCGCUUGGGCAGCAGCUCGGGGAGCGCGCGAGGAGGAGGAGGUAAAGGUGGCAGCAGCAGCAGCAGCGUCUCGCACGACGACACCAGCGGCGUGGAGCGGAUGGAACGGGUGGAGCGGGUGGAGCGGACGGAGCGGACGGAGCGGACGGAGCGGACGGAGCGGACGGAGCGGACGGAGCGGACGGAGCGGGCGAGCGUGGCGAGCGUGACGCUGAGCCCUAUCACGCCGGAGGGCGGCACCAGCGUCUGGAGCCGGAGCUCCCUGAAGGCCGGAGCCUCCGAGCGCUCCGAGCGCUCCGAGGGGGCGGACAAGCCGAGCGCUCGCUCCGCCCGCCGCUCCGCGUCGUUCGACAACGAGGAGGAGGAGGAGGAGGAACCACCCGGCGGAUUCGCCUCGCGGGGUCACGGGGUCACGCGCAGCUUCCGUACGCCCAGCCGCAAGGGCACCGAUCUUGAGGAGCUGGGAGAGCCCGAGGCUUUGGUGGCGAUCAGCGACCGAUCCGAGUUCCUGAACAAAACGGUGCAGCGGAGCUACAGCCUCAAGUCGCCACGGCCGAUAGCGAAGAUCGACACCAAGCUGUACACGAGCGCCGUCGAGCAGAGUGCAGUGCGAGGCUCCGGCAGGGUGGUGCGCCCGCUGGCGGUGGAGGUUCCCCUGCCGGCGGACAGCGUGGCGCUCAGGAAGAGCCUCUUCGAGCGCGGCGACGUGGCCUCUCCAACCUCGCCACGUGGCAACCCCACCCGGGACGUGUCGGGUUUGAACGUCGGCAUCGCGAGCCGAAUCAGCCAGUGGAGCAACAAGAACGAGGAGGGAACCGCUAAGGGGAGCGCCGCCCGUCCCUCCGACAUCCGACCGGGUGAUGUCUCCACGAAGAAGAGCAUCUGGGAAAGUAAGCCGAGCGCUGGCAGCCCACCGGAGAAAUCAGCUGCAGCUCCCAGCAAGGGCAACCCCAGCGGCAAGCGCUUCAAGUUCGUGAUGGUGGCUCCCGGCAAGUACGAGAAGGUCCCCAUCGACUCUGCCGCCGGCGACAACCAUUUCGCGAACGGAGGAGGCUCGGAGCACGAGGAGAGCGAGCAGUAGCCGGGCCACGGCGAAUGUGCCCCACACACUACUCGCAGAGCGCAGAGGUCGAUGGAGAGGGGGCUGACGGACGGAUACAGGGACAUACACGCGGAUGGACAGACGAACUCUUGGACAGACACACAGACGGGCGCACCGACGCACGGACACGCGGACACACACGUGGACUGGCACACAGACGAACACAUGGACAAAUACACGGGACAGGUGAAAGGACGGAGCGUUUGGCCGUGCGUGAAUUUCCCAGCGGCUGCCUUCCACUCCAGUCGUCGAGGCCCCCCCCCCCCCUCUCCCCGAGUCGUCGGAGUCCGUGCGUCGGCUGGUUUACGCCGCAUCUGUGGGCUGAUGGUUGGGAGGUGGCACGUGGGUGGACCAAUGGUGGACCAUGGUGGACCACGAUGGACCAUGAUGGACCACGCUUGACCACGCUUGACCACGGUGGCUGGCGUUGAAACCCCCACCCAGCUCAUUGUCUGCUCCCAGUCCGGUCGUCAAGGACUUGUAGCUGUUAAUGUCGCGCUAACAACAUCAACAACAACGACGAUAAUGUUGACGGUGAGCCACUCCGUCACGUAUCCGACUCGCUGGGGAGGCUCGGGGCGGAUGUGUGAACACCGGUAUAAAACAACGGCACGCAACGGCCAGCACGUACCGGUGGGGGUUGCUGGGCAAAAAAUGAAUGCGGUGUAAAAAAAAAACUGCUCCGAACUUUGCCGUUUAUUAUCUCGCGAACGUACGUCCAUGUGUUGAACUUCUUUCGCACCGCGCGUAGCCAAACCGCGCUCUUAUCGCAGGUGCGGCGGGGGGUUGGGGGGGCAUGGCGACAAGCUGGAGACAAAAAAAUCAGUUCUCAAGGAAUGAGUUGUAACGGGUAGGCUUUCGGGACCAAAAUUGAUGAUCGUGUACAUCUGGCUGCCGCCUGAUGAUGCCGGUUGUACUUCCUGGCGAAACGUGGAAAAUGUUGUGGAUUUGCUCCCCAACACACAACUGGUUUAGUGCUGUACUAGUGACGAAUCGGCAAGUUCUGUUUACGUGACAACCGUUACUAGUUGUGCUGUGUCGGGGGGGGGGGGGUGGUGGCGGGUUUAACGACACAACAUUGAUAUUUUGCGCGAUCUAACCCGCCAAGAACGACGACCUGUAUCGCUAAAGAAACGAGUGUGUCAAUCGAGACGGCGAUUGAAACGUUGCGUAAGCUCACAGUGGCUUCCGAGUAUUGGAAGGGGAGAGACGGGCCACAGAGGCGCAUCCGAAAGCGCCGCUCGAUGACGCGACAACCGGCGGCUCGGCCAAAACCCCCGCUGCCGCUGCUGCUGCUGCUGCUGCUGCCCGCUGUCGCUGCGGUGAUGGUGACCCCGGAGUGUCACGUGGUGGCGUUUUUGUUUGGUUUGUUUUCGCUCUCCUUGACGAGAUCGGCGGUGGCGAGGUAUCACGGUUCAUUUUGCGUCCAGGCGCUUUGUGCGCGUGUGUGCGUCCAGGCGCUUUGUGCGCGCGUGUGUGCGUGUGUGUGUACGUGUGCGUGCGUGUGUGUGUCUGUGCGUGUGUGUGCGCGUGUAUGCGUGUGUGUGUGUGCGUGUGUGUGUGUGUGCGCGUGAGCGGCGAGACGGUCGGUGCGGAUUUGCGGAGAGCGUCCGUUGGAGGAUCGACGCCGCCGCCGCCUCCUACAGCAUCGUCAUCUUUCUCCUGCUGCUGCAUGGAAUCCGAUGAGCCGUGAAGCUCUUCUGUUUUCCACGGACGCCCCCCCCCCCCACCCCACCCCCCCCUCGUCACGCGCUGUGGGUGGUUGAUCAGCCAGCGGGGGGGCGGGGGGGAUAUUGUGACGUUGCAUUCUUACGUAGCUCCUUCGUGUGCUCUCUCUUAAUUGGUGGGGGGGGGGGGGUCGCGAAUGUAUCUGCCCGUGCGAUGUAUUUGUCCGGUUGGCUUUGGUGGUGGGGGGGGGGUGGUGAUGGGGGAGGAGGCGCGUGGUUGCUGGGUCUCUCUCGUGCUUAGGGCGAUCGACGUCGCGCAUUCACGCAAACUUAAAUUUCGAUUUAAAGCUUUCGUGACUGCAGGGAUUCAUCUUCUUGGUUCUUUCGGUAAAGUCACGUAGAAGGGAAGUAAUAAAAUAAUAA